AGCUGCCAUCCUCUGCCAGGUUAUAACCCGAAGGAUGCUGCAGAGGGAGCAGAGCUAGCUUUUCCCAGGCUCCCAUCUCUCACAGGAGAACCUGGUUGGGCGCCGCCUCGGUGACGUCACGACGACUACCACCCUAGCUGCUGUCAAGGCAGGGCUUGCCGUGACGUCACCGAGCUGCAUCGUCCGCGUCACACGGCAGCAGCCCAACCCGCAGCUGUGUUUGGGGCGGCCGGGGCGACAAACAAUACCCGAGCAUCCGCUGCAUAGCCGUGGCCUUUCCCUGCAGCCCCCCCGUCCGCUUCAUGAGCAGCAUGUAAACAAUGCAAACAUAGACUGUCAGCUGGGGAUCUCAGCAGAUCGUGGGCCACCAUGGAUUUCCAGCAGCUGGCGGACGUCGCGGACAAAUGGUGCUCCAACACUCCUUUCGACCUCAUCGCCACCGAGGAGACGGAGAGGAGGAUGGAUUUCUACGCCGACCCCGGGGUCUCGUUCUACGUGCUGUGCCCGGACAACGGCUGCGGGGACAAUUUUCAUGUGUGGAGUGAAAGUGAAGACUGCUUGCCUUUCCUGCAGCUAGCUCAGGAUUACAUUUCCUCCUGUGGGAAGAAGACGCUUCAUGAAAUACUGGAGAAAGUCUUCAAGUCAUUCAGGCCACUACUCGGUCUCCCAGAUGUGGAUGAUGACACGUUUGAAGAAUAUAAUGCAGAUGUGGAAGAGGAUGAACCAGAGGCAGAUCACCAGCAGAUGGGGGUCAGCCAGCAGUAGAGCAUCGAGGAUAUUCCUUAUACAGAAAAAGAAAACAAACCCAACAUAUUGUAAUAGUAAACACAUAUGACAAAAGUGCAGAAAACACUCACAGUGGGCAGGGCAUCAGGCUUGCCAACAGCAGCUAUUCCAUGGGACUUCUGUUGCUUUCCAUCACUAUUGAUCCUAUAGUAUCUUUUAAGGCUGUUGAGCUCAUUUUAAACAGCUCUACAUGUGAUGAAUUGUUAAGUGCAGGUUACUGAAUACAUGACAGCGGGUGUGGAUCUAUGUAAAUGUGACCUAUCUAAGGGAUUGUCAUUGGUUUUAAUUACAGGAAGAGGUUCGGUCAUAAUAUCGAUUGGCGAAAAAAAUAGUUUACCCUCAGUGCAAAGUUAACUGUUAAUAACAUUAGGCAUGAAUCCACAAACUAUAUUUACUUUCUUUAUGAGCGUUUCCCCAGCUCCACAAGGUAUGUAAAGUCAUGGUGCCAACACAGGUUUGGACACCCAUUUUAAAGUCUAGAUUUAAACAUGCAUUAUGGUGAAGGAA
Molecule: messenger RNA, 1293 nt
Organism: Nanorana parkeri
Lineage: Eukaryota; Metazoa; Chordata; Amphibia; Anura; Dicroglossidae
Gene: MTURN
Product: maturin, neural progenitor differentiation regulator homolog
Exons: 3
Coding region: 370-765 (131 amino acids)
Biological process (GO): regulation of signaling; positive regulation of megakaryocyte differentiation
Cellular component (GO): cytoplasm
Source: RefSeq, a predicted model, not a curated record